Quercus robur (English oak) is the source of this 6275-nucleotide messenger RNA. Its product is annotated as putative disease resistance protein RGA1. Gene Ontology annotation, molecular function: ADP binding; protein binding. The record is from RefSeq and is a predicted model, not a curated record. NCBI's taxonomy places the organism in Eukaryota, Viridiplantae, Streptophyta, Magnoliopsida, Fagales, Fagaceae. Bases 65 to 3679 code for a protein of 1204 amino acids. Gene Ontology annotation, biological process: defense response to other organism. The transcript is spliced from 12 exons.
UUUAUCGUCACAAUUAUUCUCUACUUCCCAAAUACUUCCAGCAUAUUUGAGUACCAAAGAAAACAUGGCUGAGGCUAUCGUUACUGAUGUUGCUAAGGGAAUACUAGGAAAUCUGAUUCGACUUGUUACUGACCAGAUUGGCCUUGCUUGGGGCUUCAAGGAUGAGCUGACACGGCUUCGUGAGAAUGUAGAGAUGGUUCAAGCUGUGCUGUCUGAUGCAGAGAAAAGGCAAGUGGGAGAAGAGAGCGUGAGGCUUUGGCUGCAGAGGCUUAAAGAUGUUGCUUAUGAUGCUGAUGACGUGCUAGAUGAGCUUGCUUACGAGCUUCUUCGGCGAAAGGUAGAGAUCCAAAACCAAAUGAAGAGAAAGGUAUGCUUCUUCUUUUCAUUUUCAAAUCCCAUUGCAUUUCGUUUCAAGAUGGCCAACAAAGUUAAGACUAUUGCUGAAUCGCUAAAGAGAAUUAAUGAUGAAGCAAAUCAAUUUGGACUUACUAGAGUCAAAUCAUUAAAUGUCAAUGCUGAGAUUAUCCCAAGCCAUCGAGAGACAGAUCGCUUUAUUGAUAAUUCAGAAGUUGUAGGAAGGGAAGAUUGUGUUUCAGAAAUAGUGCAAUUAUUGACUAGUGAAACCACUGAAAAACUCUCAGUCAUUCCCAUAGUAGGAAUGGCAGGUGUGGGAAAAACAACUUUAGCAAAACUGCUUUACAAUCAUGAGCUAGUCAAGAGUUAUUUCAAUAAAAAAAUAUGGGUAUGUGUUUCCAAUGAUUUUGAUGAUAAAAGGAUUCUAAGAGUGAUUCUUGAUCCCCUUAUCGGUAACUCAAGUACAUUAAAAACAAAAAAUGAAAUACUUGAAAAACUUAAAGAAAAGUUAGAGGGAGGAAGAUAUCUUCUAGUCCUUGAUGAUGUUUGGAAUGAAGAGUUAAUUAAAUGGGAUACUUUAAGAAGUUGUUUGUUGGGAAUUAGUUCAAAUAUUGGAAACCACAUUAUUGUAACAACCCGUAGUGACAAGGUGGCAGCAAUCAUGGAGACAAUUCCCCAAGGUCACUUGAAAAAACUUUCAAAUGAUGAAUGUUGGUCCAUAAUCAAGAAAAUAGUAUCUCCUAAUGAAAGAGAUCAACUAACUCCAGAUUUGGAGGCUAUUGGAAGGGAUAUUGCCAAAAAAUGUGGAGGGAUUCCAUUAGCUGCAAAAGUCUUAGGAGGGAUAAUGUGUUGUAAAAAAGAGAAAAGUGAAUGGUUAGCCAUUCAAGAUAAUGAAAUUUGGAAUUCCGAACAUGGUAGCUAUGAAAUACUAGAAAUAUUAAAAUUGAGCUUCAAUCGUCUUCCAUCACCAUCUCUUAAACGAUGCUUUGCAUAUUGUUCACUUUUUCCUAAAGAUUAUAAGAUUCAAAAGGAAGAAUUAAUUCAUCUUUGGAUGGCCGAAGGGUUCCUUCAACCAUCUCAAAGUAGUUCGGUGAUGGAGGAUAUUGGUAACAAGCAUUUUGAUAUCUUGUUAACAAAUUCCUUAUUCCAGGAUGUGGAAAAGGAUGAUUAUGAUAAUGUUAAGAGUUGUAAGAUGCAUGAUUUGGUACAUGAUCUUGCCCUCUCAAUUUCAAAAUUUGAAAUUUUGAUUUUGGAGGAGGAUUCACAGGAUAAUAUCAAUCAUGUACAGGAUAACAUCAAUCAUGUACGGCGUUUAUUAAUCCAAUAUGAUGGGGAAAUAGUACCUAAAAUUCCACUUUCAAAUGACCAUGUUCGGAGAAUGCGCACACUUGUUUCAGAAAAUGCUAUGUCUGGAAAAAUAUUAUCAUAUUUUAAAUGCUUGCGUGUUCUAAAAUUAUCUGGGAAUCAGAUAACAAAGUUAUCAGACUCAAUUAGUUGCUUGGUACACUUGAGGCUUCUCCACAUCUCAAAGACUAAAAUCGAAGCAUUACCAAACUCCAUCACCAAGCUCUACAAUUUGCAAACUUUAAGACUUGAGUGGUGCAUAUUUCUUAAAGAGCUUCCAAAAGAUCUAAAAAAAUUGGAUAACUUGAGGCAUAUUUAUAUUGAUUAUUAUGGUAAGAUCAACCGAACACCAAAAGAUAUGGGGAAUUUGAAUUAUCUACGAGCAUUGUCAUUUUUCAUUGUGGGUCAAGACGUAGGUGAGCAUAUCAAGGAAUUGGGAUGCUUGAAUCAACUUAGUGGAGAAUUAGACAUCAAGAAUCUAGAAAAUGUGAGAGAUCAAGAAGAAGCUAGAAGCGCAAAUUUAGCAAUAAGGGCGAAAAUAAAUAGGUUAAGAUUUUACUGGAGUGAUAGUUCAGAUAGAGAAGUCAAUCACCAUAAUGAAGAAGAAGUGUUGGAAGGCCUCCAUCCUCAUCAAAAUUUGAAAUCCUUAACAAUUGGUGGCUUUGGUGGAAAGAAAUUCCCAUCAUGGAUGCCACAUUUUAACAAUUUGAUCCAGAUAGAUUUAAAUUGUUGUGAUUGUGAUCAAGUUCCCACCCUCGGGCAUCUACCCUGCCUUAAGGCUCUAGUAAUGGAGAGAAUGAAUAAUGUGACAUGUAUUGGAGUUGAGUUUUACGGCAUGUGCGGUAAUGUAUUGUUCCCAGCAUUAACAACAAUCAGAAUUGGUUAUAUGCAGAAACUAGUGGAGUGGAAGGAUGCACUGGAGGUGACAUCAGCAUGUGUAGUGUUUCCUUGCCUUGAGGAGUUGACCAUUGUAAAUUGUUCACAACUAAGGAGUGCCCCACGUCAUUUUCCGCUUUUACUGAAAUUAGAGAUUUCCAGAGCCUACAACACAGCUUUGGAAAGGAUUAGCAGCAAUCUUACCACACUCAAGUCUGCUCAGAUUUCUACUGUGUCAGGACUUAAUUUUGUGCCAGAGCAACUUUUCUAUACCUCUCUCCAAUCACUCACAAUAGAAUUUUGUGGGGAACUGAGUUAUAUAUCGGACACCUCCCAACCCCUCAUUUCCCUCGAGGAGUUGACAAUACAGGAUUGUCCUAAGCUGAAGUGUUUUCCAUAUAUACAAGGUCUACACUGCUUGAAUAUAUACGGGUGUGGUUUUGAAGUUCUAACUACCCAGCUACAAUUAUGUACGUCUCUCUCACAAUUGGUUAUAAUCGAUUGUCCUAAUCUGAAAUCACUUCCAGAUCUACAAGAAUUCCAUUCUCUUUCACAAUUAGAGAUCUACACGUGUCAUAAUCUCAAAUCAAUUCCAGAUCUAGGAGAGUUGUGCUUUCUUACACGUUUAGCAAUUAAAAAUUGCAGCAACAUCACGUGUCUGCCAGGGGGGUCAUUAAAAUGGUUGAAGACUUUAAGGAUUGGUGGGUAUUGUGAGGAGCUGGAUGUUUUCCCCAGUCUCAAUUUCAUCCAACACUCUCAUACGAUGCUCGAAUUUCUACACUUGAAAGGGUGGGCUAAACUCAACUCUCUCCCGGGCGAAAUUCAACAUUUCACUGCCCUUGAAACUUUGAUUAUCGAUAGUUUUGAUGGAAUAGAAAGUUUACCUGAGUGGUUGGGCAACCUUGCUUCCCUUAAAACACUCAAAAUUUGGGACUGCAAUAACCUGAUGUAUCUGCCCACAACACGCCUCAUCAAAUUAGAAAAAAUAGAUAUUUGGGAUUGCUCCAAGUUAAAGGAAAGAUGUGCAAAGGGAAGCGGGGCUGAGUGGUUGAAGAUUGCCCACAUUGCAAAGAUAAGAAUAAAUCGUACAGAGAUAAGCCGCUGAAUUUUCAUCAUCCCCAAUCACAGAAAAAUGGCCUAACAUUGGCCGUAUUCCGAUUAUACAGAAAUAAUUAGGUUAUUCCGUGGUUUUAAUCCAUUGGGGAAAGAACUGAAAUGCGGUAAUGUGCAAAACAAGUUCAGGUCCAAUGGAAGUGUCACUUUGUACUAUCAUCAUGCUUCUAAUCUAUCAUUGUUCCAUAGUAGCUCAAAGUUACAGUGGUCGCUGUUAACUGAUUGGUUGUAGGUUCGAAUCCUACAUGGGGAGAUUUGAUUCAUUCGCUUUAAUCGUUAUUGAUAGUUGAAGGUAUCAUAUUUUGAUGAUCUUAAAGCUUUGCUGGAUUGGUGGGACAACUUUUCCUUUCCCGAAGAGCUAAUUUAAAUUAUGGAAGAAGCGCAAUCCAUGGCUAUCAAUCUAUUUCAUUCCCUUCAAACUUCAAACAGCUGACAAAGGAUUUGAGCAAAGCGUUGUGAAAUGACAUGUUUAAUGUCCCCAAGAAAGAGGAACAACUUGAGAUUCAAGUCAAAAGAGAGCAUCUUUUCAUUUUAUGUCUGAUAUCAAGUUCAAAUUUUUGGUAAGCCAUCUUCAUUUUAACCUGUGUGAAAUUUCUGGUUGCUGGCCAAUUGGACUAUUAUUGCGUCUAUAUCUGCUAAUGUUUACAAGUUUACUCUACAUGAUAGCACUACUACCUUUGUCAACCAACAAAAUAUCAAGUGAGUCCAAGUUUUCCAGCUUUUACAGCAUGGUUUCUUCCAUCUCCUAUGUACUUAGCAAUGGAUCUUUUCUAAUAUACUGAAUUCCAGUAUGUCAUCCACCCAUUGAAUCUUAUUUUUUUCCUGGGUUAUGGUUGGCUAAACUAGGGUCCUCUUUUUUCAUCAACAUCUGAACUUUACUGCACUUAGUAUAUAUCUGCCCAAAUAAUUUCUAAAUAAUUUCUUCUUCAUAUCUUUCUAGCUUCAAUUAAUGUCAGUUUUGUUCUUCUCUUCUUGUAAGCUUUUCCUUAACAAAAGGGCCAAUUGGUUUGGAUGCUCCAAUUCAUGAACGUGUUGGAAGAACAAUUUUUAAUAGUAACCAGAUAAGUGAAUGGCUGCUCUCCUAAAAGAUUUUGAUGACUUCCCUAACCAAUUAGAAGAGGGCAAGAUCCAUGACAUACUCCAACAGUGUGGCAGGAUGGCAUAUUCUUGUUUCAAUUGGGCUGGUACAAGUACAAUGAACUUUCCACUUGAGAAGCUACACAUAUUCACGAGUAUGGUGGCUUCUUAAAAGCUUUUUGAAUUUCUGCAUUUUGAUUCCUAACAGUUCAUCCUCGUAUCAAAUCUUAUUCUGUUAUUGUGGCCUCACCUAGAGCCCUUUGUUCUAGUGACUUCAACAAUUCAAUGCUUGCUAAGCCUUCUGUUCUUGUCAAUCUUGUUGUCUUAUCUAAGAGGCCAACCCGUUCAGGUGCUCCAAUUCAUACAAGAGUUUGAAGGAAUACUAGCCUACAGUGACUGGAUAAGUCUUCUCUUCUCAUCGGUCUUGCUGUCUUAACUAAGAGGAUAUGCUGCUUGGGCGAUCUAGUUCAUUCAAAAGUUCUAAAAGAACUAGCCUACACUGCGUGGGUACCGAAGUUGUCUGAUUUGCUACAAUCUCAAUUAUAUUUAAACUUCACUUGUUGAAAACUGAUGUCACUUGCUGAUACUCACUCCGUAGUGCCUUUCUGCUCUUCAAUUCGUUGGGUUGAUAUCUUGGAAAACAUCAAAAGCUAAUGGCAAUUGCAUCUGAAUGUGAAGUGUGGUGGUCAGUAGUGAAAUCAUUGCUGCAUGUAUAUAAGACUCCAAUCUGGAAAAUAGGUGACCUCAUCUGCUGUAGCAAUAGAAUGAGUUCUCGAAGACCUAACUUAGAUACUAAAGCCUCGUAUAUGUAGUAGGCACUCAACCCAACAUUUCUCAAGCUGUCAGUGUCAACGUGGAACCUAGUCCUUAUAUGCAGGAUUAGGAUAAAGGUCAUCGACAAGUUGUUAAAUGGAUCUUGAGAUGUAUUUUGGGAAUGCUGAUUUGGGUUUGAAGUUUGAGAGAUAUGAAUCUGUGGGAAGACACUUAGCUAGAUGUGUUGAUUCAGACUAUGUUGGAGAUCUAGAUAAUCUUUGAGAGAUCUAGAUAAUCUUUGUUCUACUACGAAGCUAGAGGUUGACCUCCGGUGAGUCAGAGGUUGAUACUGCAGUCAAAUAUUGCAUUGUCAACCAGUGAAGUUGAAUACAUGGCUAUGAUUGAAAGCUAUCAAGGAGGUUAUUUGGCCACACAAUUUGAUUGAAGACUUUGGGAAUCAUCAGGAGCAUGAUCUUGAAAUUCAACAUAACUAUGAGUUCUAUUUGACUUUGACAAAUUUUAUAUAUAUGUUACUUUAGGUAAAGAGAGGGCUGCAGUGCUGUGCAAAAAUUAGAGUAGAAAAACUUCUCUUUAGGUGAAGCUUUAAACUUUGUAUUUCUCAGAAUUUUUUGGGGUGUAUUUGGGGUUUGGGUUUUGUUAAAGUGACUUUGUGCCUUUUUUGUAAUCUCCAUAAUUGAUUAGUGAAAUUUUCUCCACACCAUCAUCCAUGGAUGUAGGCUAUUGCUAAUCCACCUAAA